This is a messenger RNA of Strongylocentrotus purpuratus (purple sea urchin), 5676 nucleotides long. RefSeq names its product methylenetetrahydrofolate reductase. NCBI's taxonomy places the organism in Eukaryota, Metazoa, Echinodermata, Echinoidea, Camarodonta, Strongylocentrotidae. The coding region runs from base 242 to 2320 and encodes 692 amino acids. Gene Ontology annotation, molecular function: methylenetetrahydrofolate reductase [NAD(P)H] activity; FAD binding. Gene Ontology annotation, biological process: tetrahydrofolate interconversion. Gene Ontology annotation, cellular component: cytosol. The record is from RefSeq and is a predicted model, not a curated record. The transcript is spliced from 12 exons.
CGCAACCUGGGCAAGUCCUCUUUCGCUUUCAAACCUUCGCACAACACGCACGUAUAUCAAGCUUACGCUCACGACAUAGAUUUCGUAGUCUCGCCCAACUCCUCGGUGCAGGCGUUGGUUGUAUGUGAAUAGAUUUAAUACGACACUAUUGCUUCGACUCAAUUUGUGACAGUACUUCCAAGUAUACGAAAGCGAAAGAUCUUGGAGACAAUCUUCAGUGCAACAUCUCUUUACGACCAGCAUGGCGGUCGUGACGCGGGUAGAUCAAAAUGGAGUUCCAUUGAAGCAGGUGCAGGAGGAAUCGGCCCUGGGCCUGCAAAACCUCAUACAGUCACUGCAUCAGAACGGAAACCUGACACCCACGUCCCUCUCCCGCAGCCCUUCCCCUGAGCCUGUCAUGCCCUUCAUGCGACUCUCGGAGAAGAUCGCCAAUCGCAUCGCCAGCAAGGAUCGGUGGUUCUCCUUGGAGUUCUUUCCUCCCAGGACGGCUAGUGGUGCCGUUAAUCUUGUGGGAAGAUUUGACCGUAUGUUCCACGGAGGCCCGCUCUUCUGCGAUAUCACCUGGCACUCUGCAGGCAACCCUGGAGGACGCAAGGAGACCAGCUCCAUGGAGAUAGCCCGGACCAUGCUCAACUACUGCGGCCUUGACACCAUGCUUCACAUGUGCUGCGUCAGUCAGUCGGCAGAGGUUAUCACGAGGCAUCUAGAGUGGGCCAAGGAGUGUGGCAUCCGUAAUAUCUUGGCCCUGCGUGGAGAUGUUCCCGGUCAUACAGAUGAAUGGGAACCUACUCCUGGAGGGUUUAACUAUGCUACUGAUCUUGUCAAACAUAUACGAAAAGUCUUUGGGGAUGAUUUUGUCAUCGCGGUAGCAGGCUACCCAUCUGGUCACCCCGAUGCCGUUAGCUACGAGGAUGAUCUCAAGUGCCUGAAAGAGAAAGUGGAUGCAGGAGCAGACUUCAUCAUCACACAACUCUUCUUUGAAGCCAAGACAUUCCUCAAAUUUGUCAGAGACUGUCGGGCGAUCGGAAUCACCGUGCCCAUCAUUCCUGGGGUCAUGCCAAUACAGGGUUAUCAUUCUCUAAGGAGUCUCGUAAAGCUGUCCAAGCUAGACGUUCCACAGGAGAUCAUGGAUGUGAUCGAACCUAUCAAAGAGAAUGAUGCGGCCAUCAGGAACUACGGCGUCCACCAGGCCGUCACUAUGUGCAAAGAAUUAUUUGAAAGUGGGGAAGUGUUUGGAAUUCAUAUCUACACCCUCAACCGAGAAGUGGCGACCAUUGAGAUCCUGUCGUCUCUGGGAUUAUGGUGCGGCGAGCCCAAGAGACCGCUCCCCUGGAAGACCACCGCCAACCUCAAGCGAAAGCAGGAGGACGUCCGUCCAAUCUUCUGGGCCUCCAGGCCCAAGAGCUACGUCUACAGGACGCAGGAGUGGGACGAGUUCCCCAACGGCCGCUGGGGCGAUUCCUCAUCCCCUGCCUUUGGUGAGCUGAAGGACUACCAUCUCUUCUACCUGGCUAGCAAGUCCAACCAGAAACAGUUACAGACCAUGUGGGGUGAGGAGAUCACCUGCGUGGAGGACGUCAGCGAGAUCUUCACCUGUUACCUGUCGGGAGAACCCAACAGAUAUGGCAACAAAGUCACACGCUUCCCGUGGAACGAUGAUGAGGUGUCCUCUGAGACGAUGCGGGUGUCCUCCCAGUUGGUGUCCAUGAACAAGCGCGGCGUCCUCACUAUCAACUCCCAGCCCAACGUCAACGGCGAACCGUCCUCCGACCCGGUGGUAGGAUGGGGGGCACCUAACGGUUAUGUCUACCAAAAGGCGUAUCUUGAAUUCUUUUGCUCACGCGAGAACGUUGCUGCCUUGCUGCAUAUACUCCAGGACUACCCGCUAGUCAACUACCAUGUCGUCAAUGCUAAGGGCACUGAGACCAUAACGAAUACUGACCGUCUCAAGCCGAACGCUGUGACCUGGGGAGUAUUCCCUGGUGCAGAGGUCAAACAACCCACCGUCGUUGACCCGAUCAGCUUCAUGUCAUGGAAGGACGAAGCAUUCGGCUUGUGGUUAGAAUCAUGGAGGACCCUCUACAAGGAAGGCUCCCCCUCCUGGCACGUCAUCCAGUUCAUCCACGACACCUACUUCCUGGUGAACCUCGUCGACAACGACUACGUCAAAGGCAACGUCCUGUUCGAGAUCAUCGAGCGUAUGCUGGAGAGGUGUGGGAACUCCAAGGGAGACUGCCGAGUAGGAGAUAUCGAAGAUGAGUGCAUAGCCACCAAGAGACUGAAGGUCUCUGAAGAGGAGAUGAGCUUGUCCAACGACUGAUGACCGCACUGAUGACCGCCAUUGCUGUAGGACAGAUACUGUCUGUCCAGAGGAUCUGAAAUACAAUUGAUGCAGCUUUGCAUUUCUCACAGUCGGUAGCUUGGGGGUUUAGAAUCUGAACCGAUGUGUUUAAUAAGCAGGAGCCACAUUCACACUUCUGAAAUAGGAGCACUUUGACCUAAUACAGUCAAACCUGUCUAUAGCGACUGCCCAAGGGAAACAUAAAAAGUGGCCUUUGUAUGAAGGUUCCUUUAGUACACGAUUCAAUGAGAAUCCAUUUUCAAGGGAAACACCAAAUGUGGCCUUUGUAGACAGGUGGUCACUAAAGCAGGUUUGACUGUAGCUGGAGAUCAGUCUCUGGCUCUAGGGGUUUGAAACCUGGGUCUUGGUCUUGGUCUUGGUCUAAUGCAAAGGAAAUAUACUCAGUAGAUUUCAUCCUGGGCCCCGUUUCAUAAAACUUGUGAUCAAUAGCAGGUUACUAUAACUGUUAUAAGUUACUGAAAUUAUGGCAUUUGAUUGGCUUAGAUCGAAUUUGUCAUAUAAAUUUAGCAUUUGUCAUUUUAUGAAACAGGGCCUUGGUCUAGGGUUCCAAGACCAAGGGCGGUGUAAAAAAUGACUUGUGGAAGCCAAGAUAUAGGUAGCCAGUGGUAUUUAACGUUUCCAAAGAGCCUCAAACCUGCCAUGUAAAAUAUAACCAAAAUGUAUAUAAGCAUGAAAGAAUUACUGUGCUUAAUGUGAAAGCAAAAGACUUAUCCUACUUAACUGCUCUUCUUGUUCCCUUUUACUGGGCUUGGAUGCUCAUAUUUCAUUGUGUGAAUGAUCUCUAUUCAUCAGGAUGAAUGCAUGGUUCGAACCUGUAAAGUAGACUGUGACGCUGCAAACACUUGCCAUGUUGAAAUAAGGUUGUCCCAAUGCAAUGCAUUGGGACUAGUUGGGUUAUUAAGUUCGCAAAAAACAAAAUCAAACAAAUUAUCUCUGAUUUUGAAUCUUUAUUUAUUUGAGAAAGUCAGUGAUUUAAAUCAAUACAUUGAUUGAAUAAUCAAGAUUGUUGAGUAAAAUUGUGAUUUUUCUUUUUUCUCACUAAAAAUACCCACUCUGGUUUAGUAUGCCAAUAGAGAGUGAUAAAGAGUGAUAAAUUGAUUGAUUAUUUAUUGUGCUCCUUGUCGUCAGUCACAUACAUGUAUGUUUGUAAAUUUUCACACAAUGUUUUCUUUUUGGCAGUAUAUUUAUUUAUCAAAUGUUUUAAUGCAUAUGUUUGCAGUAGGUGAAUGAAAGAUGUUUACCCUGGUAUGAAAAGUGGAUGUGGUGCAUAAAAUGAACUUCAGAUGUCUUAUACAUGAAAAUCAAAAGUAUCGUAUGAGGUGAAUGCCGCCGAAGAUGGCGUUAUCAACAAACUCGUACUCGCUGGGCGUCUUAAUUCGGGGAUCAUACCAUCUUCGUUCAGCAGCGAGUUAGUAGGGGGAGAUUGCAUAGCGCUGGAGGACAUCGUUAAAAUUAAAUCAGCCAGAUUCUGGACUAGUAUGAUGCAACUAGUGGAUUAGAAUACAUGUAUUAAUAUAAAUUCACAUUUUCAUGCUUUUUCAUUUUUAUGUUUUAGUUUUCAAAUAGUUCUUGUGUACAUGUCUUAAGUAUCCUUCAAGGGUUUUGACAAGAAUUGAAAUCUACAUAGUACAGGGAAACUAAAAACCAGUGUUAAUUAUAGUUCUUUUCAGCUGUUGCCAUGCUUAAAAGCUCUAUACGUUUUAUGUUGUCCAAACUGUCUUUGAAACACACAUUGUAUAUAGAUGAAUGUACAUACAUUACCGUUUGGAAUAGGAAUAUUUUGUUUUAAUUAUUCAAUGUAUCUUUGUUUUCAACCUACUAUAAUUUGUUUCAUUUCUGUAACAUUACUUUAUGUAUUGUAAAAACAUAUUUGAUUUAUGUUAUUAUUGUUGUUGGUGAAUAAAAUCACUCACUCAUUCAAUCUAUCCAUCCAUAAACCAACCCUCUGGAAUGUUUUGAUAUGUCCUUGCUUUCCUUAAAAUUAUUUGAAUAAGUCCACUGUAUUUUGCAUUAUACCUUUUAAAAGGACUUACAUUUAUUUGUUGGUAUUUUUUUGCCAUGUACUGAACUAUUUUGUAUAUUUAUUUCUACUAAUGUGAAUUGUGAACAUAGAGUUUGCUAAUGAAAUAUCUUACUUAUAACAUGGAGAAAUCUAGCUUGCAUAUACUUCACUGAUUUUAAUUCUUGAGGAAUUUCUUAUGUUAAUUAUAUUUUUUCUUAAAUAUCAUUGAAUAGCCACUGUAUUCAAAUACCACCAAUAAUGAGAAUAAUUCUCUUAUUUGUUUUAUGUCAAGGAAGAUUAUUGUGUGUAGUCUUAUGUACAAAUGAAUGGAGAUGGAAGAUUUAUCAUAUCAACUUUUGUUUUAAUUAUUCAAGCACUUCUUCUUUUUUUAAUGUUGGGGUAAUGUGCUUUAUCAAGUCACAAGCAGCAAAUUUGUUACCUUGUAUUUUUCAUCAAGCACAUGAACCAUUUUUCAGGCAUAUAUCAGGGAAAUUCUCCCUAUAUGUUCUUUAAUGGUUUCUUAGUACCUUACAAUUUGCUCAAAGGCUAAAUUGAACUUUCUAUUCUUUGUGUUUUUACCCACCUGACUAUUCAUCAGACUUCAGAAUGGUUUUAUGUUUUAGUACAGAAUUGAUUUGUCGUGUUAAACCACUAUAAAUCGUACUCCCAUUAUAUGUCUCAUUAUUUUAGGGGUGCUAGGGUUAUUUUUUUAACAUGGUAUUUUACACAGUGACUAAAGCAUUAACUCACUGCACUGGUGCAAGAAUUAGAGAUGAUUGUAAAUAAUUGUUUUAGCAGUAUUAUUCGUACAUGUUUCUUUGAUGAAUGUGGAUUAUGUGCCAUUUCCACUGACAUGUUAAUAUGUUAUUGUGCGAUUAUACAAUGCACCAUUGUAUCAAUAUAUCAUUAAAAAGAUAUUAAAGUGCGAAGAAAAGAGAAAAAUAAAUGUUUGAAGGUGAAUAAUAUCAUCAGAUUUCAUUUUUCAAUAAUUAUUAAUUGAGCUGUUGAAAUUAUUUUCAAUUUUUCAGAUUUGUAUACAUCACCUGCAUAUGCAUAUCAUAUUGAAAUUAAAUUGGCUGGUAUGUUAAUUUCAUAAUGUUUGGUUCAGGCCUUUACCACCAUGGAUACAUAUUCAUUCUGGAGAUGAAUUAUGGUGUUGGAUACUGACGUAAUCGAGGCUAUAAUCUACCCCUUUUUCUGGUAAAAAGCUAAUUAAUUUUGUUGAUAUAUCUUGUAACUCAUUUUAUCAGUAUUUUGAAUCUUUUUCUUAAAGAAAAUAAAUACAAGUCAAUAUUGACUGAAACUCCAUGCA